Molecule: messenger RNA, 1471 nt
Organism: Caenorhabditis elegans
Lineage: Eukaryota; Metazoa; Nematoda; Chromadorea; Rhabditida; Rhabditidae
Gene: fce-1
Product: CAAX prenyl protease 1 homolog
Biological process (GO): CAAX-box protein processing; CAAX-box protein maturation; proteolysis
Cellular component (GO): endoplasmic reticulum membrane; membrane
Molecular function (GO): metalloendopeptidase activity; endopeptidase activity; peptidase activity
Source: RefSeq, marked reviewed
AAUGGACGCAAGUUGUCUAUUCAAAGCACUUUUAGCCACAAAUUGGGCACUAUUUUUAUGGGAUCAGUACAUCACAUUUCGACAGUACAAAGCUCAUAAAAAUGCUGUAAAACGUCCCAAUGAAGUCAAAGAACUUAUUGGAGAAGAAGAUUAUAAGAAGGCCAGAGACUAUAAAAUUGAUAAUCAUUUAUUCGGAUUCUUCCAUAGUUGGUUUAAUCAGCUUCUCCUCACGGCACAAUUGAUUGGAGGAUAUUAUCCAUUCCUUUGGUACGCAACGGCUAGUUAUCCAUUGCAUGUGGCUGUAUUUCUCUCAAUAAACUCAAUAAUUGAAACAAUCAUCGAUUUACCUUGGGAUCUAUAUUCCACUUUUAUUAUCGAAGAUGCCCAUGGAUUCAAUAAACAAACUAUUGGAUUCUAUUUCGUUGACAAAAUUAAGAAAAUGCUCGUCGGAUUUGCUCUCACUAUGCCAAUCGUUUAUGGAAUUGAAUGGAUUAUUGUCAAUGGUGGACCAUACUUCUUUGUCUAUAUUUGGUUAUUUGUUUCUGUUGUUGUGCUACUUUUGAUGACCAUUUAUCCAACUUUCAUCGCUCCACUCUUCGACAAAUAUUUCCCAUUGCCUGAUGGAGAUCUCAAGACGAAAAUUGAACAAUUAGCUGCUUCUCUCAGUUAUCCAUUAACUGAACUUUACGUUGUCAAUGGCUCAAAACGCUCGGCUCACUCCAAUGCUUACAUGUAUGGAUUCUGGAAGAACAAGCGCAUUGUGCUCUAUGAUACUUUGCUAAGUGGAGCUGAAAAGGAGAAAGUACAUGAAUUGUAUGUGGCAGCUGGAGAGAAAAUCGAAGAAACUGAAAACGACAAAAAGAGAGGAAUGAACAACGAUGAAGUUGUGGCCGUUCUGGGCCAUGAAUUGGGUCAUUGGGCUUUAUGGCACACUUUGAUCAAUCUUGUCAUCACUGAAGUCAACUUGUUCUUCUCUUUUGCAGUUUUUGGAUACUUUUAUAAAUGGGAAGCCCUCUAUCAAGGAUUCGGCUAUCACGAUACUCCACCAGUCAUUGGCAUGAUGCUCAUCUUCCAAUUUGUCCUCGCUCUCUACAAUCAACUCGCUAGUAUUGGAAUGGUUAUUCACUCCCGUUCUGCUGAAUUUGGAGCUGACGAGUUUGCUGCUAACCUCGGACACGGAGAAAAUCUUAUUGGAGCUUUGACCAAGCUUGGUGUUGACAAUCUGUCGAUGCCUAUCAAUGACUCACUCUACUCAUGGUGCACUCACACACAUCCUCCAGUUGUUGAAAGAGUAGCUGCUGUUAGAGCCUUCCAGGCAAAGAAUAAAUAAAUUCCCAUGUUUUACUACUUGUUUCUUGAAUGCCAAAGUAUUUUAUAUAAUUUAAUUUAUGAUUGUAAUGUGAUAUUAUUGCAUUUUUUGAACUUAAAUUUCGUUAAUAUUCUCUAUAGUAAAUAAAUUUUUUUAAACAAA